AGGGGCUCAUCUGUGGCCAAUAGCCAUUUGGGACGUGUACUUCUGAUGUGCGUCGAGAGAUAUUCGGGACACUGCGUGCGUCAGCAACGUAGCUGGACGGUAUCAGAUAAGCACAAAAGGCCGUAGAGGUAAUACUGACUUGUUUGCCCGGACCUGGUGGAGUUGCUAGGCAUUUUAACAUGCCUUACAGCAAGAGUUCUCCGAUUCAGGAAGAUGUCCCACCUUUCCCUCGGGCUCGUAAGAGCUCAAACGCAAGUGUAGUUUCUGAGGGCUCACCAGCUUCCCUUAGAAGACAAAGGCAAUCUAUGACCAGCUUUGAGGGAUCUUCAUCCAAUCUAAGUCUUCCACUUCUGUUCAUCAAGGAACGUCUUCAGUGGACUGUAUUCUCUGCUGAAUAUAGAGAGAGGAGGCAUCUUGACUUCCUAAAGAGUUACAGAGAUGUUCUGAUCAUUGAUCAAGUAGAAAAGGGUGCUAUCAAGAUCUUUAAGGAGGUGAUUAAGCAUUGCAAGAAGGAAAUGGAUGAAGAUGUCUGGAUAGGAAUCAAAAAGAGUCUGGAGGGCUUGAGUCUGUUUGUGGAGCUGCCAGAGGGCACUCCAUUUGGUCACUACUGGUUUCUGGUGCGCUCUGUCAAGUACCGCAGCUCUGAUGGCCUGGAACUACGCAUCAAAGUGCUCAGGGAGGUGUGCCCCAGCGACGCACCGUCCUCCUCGGACCAGGCGGCGGCCGGCCGGCCCCUCUCGGACUGGUCACGUGACGACCUGCUGCGCUGGCUGUCAGCCAAGUUCAGCGCGCUGCCCUGGUCUGACGGCGCCGCUGUCGUCAGACAGGUGUUCAGCGCGCGGACGGUGCGGGACGCCCUGCGGUUCGUCUCCGUCCUGUUCCUUCUGCUCGUCUCCUGCUUCAAGGACGCCCACGUGUGGCUGCUCAAGUUCGUCGACGCGGCCGGCGUGUUCGUGCAGCGCUCGACGCCGCUCGCCACGGCGCUGCUGCAGUUCUGCUUGAAGGUGGUCGGCGGCUUCUACAUCCUGCUGGCGCGCGUGUGGGCCGACCUGCGCCACGGCAGCCCCCCGGCGCCGCCGCCGCCGCCGCCGCCGCCGCCGGCCCUGCGGUACCCGAGCCCGCGGCCGCCGCCGCCGCCGCAGUACUGGCAGCUGCCGGUGGGUCCUGGUGGCGGAGCGACGGCGCCCUCCUGAGACGGCGCUGGAGGACGACCGUUUCGGGUAGGUGGAGCUUAGGUGGCGGGUGAAGGCAGCUUUUGCUUUCGUGAUGCCGAAAUGGUCUGAGAUUAACGGUAUGCAGAUGGCUUUUUCAGAAAAUGCCUUGGGGUUGCGUGCGUUCGAACUUUGGCAUCCCACAAUCUCUUUUAGGUGGGUCGGAUCCGUAGAGUAAUGGGCUGCACGCGUCAAGCCUUUUUCCAGAGGUCAGGUGUAGAUGGAAGCACGUGCUCCCAAAAUAAUCGGUGUUUGGUAUUACAAAAUGUCUUCUAUAUGAUGUGAAAUUUUCAGAAAACGUGCUUUGCUUUUGGAGGCGCUGUCACUCAUUGCUCAUGCACUGGCGUAUGUGCCAAAGAGUUUGGGAUUCCGUGGAUGCGAAUGCCAGCACCUGAACCAUGCCUGGUCACCAGUUUCGGACCCCGCCUACAGCACAGGAUCACGCCCCAGCCGUCACGGUUACUUCCGCGCCGUUGGUUCACUGUGUGGUCCCGUGCCUCGGCGCAGUCGGCGUCCGUCGAAGGAGGAUGAUUACCGAAGUUGUGGGAUGGCAGCCUCGUGACUUACACUGCCCCGCUUUUGGGCAUUUUCUCGGGGAGAUGAUGGUUCAGACCCUUGUCAUAGUCCGCAGGUACUGAACAGGCCUUCUUGUUGCAGAAGUUGGUGGUGGAAGGUGCCCUAUCAAUCGUGUUGUUCUUUGGGUGGACACGGGCACGCCAUUUGUUCCAGCCACAGCAUGUUUACUUGGGUUGGAAUGCGAGAAAUGUAAAGCCAAACAGGCAUCAGGCAGAGCAGUGCCCUGCCAUGUACAUCUAGACGUCUUUCAAAAGAUACCUUGUCCCACUGUCUCCGCGAAUGCCCGUGUCGGCAUGAUCGUCUGCGCAGGUGUAACACUAUCACGAUGCUGCGGCGAAUGUCCAUUCAUCUAGUAGAUGUGACAACUGCUGUGUUGGGCACUGAAUCCACCAGAAUCUAGAUACAGUGGACAGGUCGCGACGGCUUGCUGGUUUCUCCACAGACAACGGAUGUUGUCUUUGGAGAAGCCACAGCGUCACAGGGUACGUCGCCACUCGCACCUCCGUGCGUUUUUAAAGACCCGCUGGGAUGCAGGUCCUAGUGAGGGUUCUACACCUUCAUGUAGUGGCCGUCUUAACGGGAGGUCUGGCAUGUCCAUCUGGUGCUGGCGAAAGGCCAAGGCUGUGCGGAAUGAAGUCCAUGGUGCCCGAAUGAUAUCGGGAUUGGUAUGUGUGCGCGGUGUGAGUGGGCGAACAGCAAGCCCCAAAUCUCGCGGAAGACGAGUGGCUGAAGGGUGCAUUGGCCUGCCCUGGCUUCCGCUCUGUGUUGCUGACUGUACCCCGCACCUACCGACGCUGUGACCCAGCGCUGGUGGGUGGCGCUCUCGGAGUGGGUCUUACUUCUCCGUGACUGCGUGGUGUGGGUUGUGCGUGCGCGCGAGUGUAUCUGUACUGGUGAGAUCUGACAGGCUCAUGGGUCGUAUCUGCAUGUUCCUCAUCGAUGUGUGCGGGAGUGAACCGUCAUCAAAUGCAUGCGUGGAUGUGCGGAGGCGGGGGAGGAGGCUAUGGGGAGCUAUGGGCCGAUUUUCAUCUGAUGGGAAGACAGUUUUAUUCGUACCGCGAUGAUUCGCAGUGAAGUGCGUUUGCCAACGCUCUGUCUUCGGAUGCCGUUUGGUGGCGUCUGCAUUUCUUGGUUCCCUGCUUCUGUUUGUCGUUUGCGCUUCGCCAUCGUCGUAGUGUGACCACUACGGCGACAUGAAACCGUGGGUUGGUCAUAGUUUCUUUCAAUAAGAUAUGUUGAUGGGAUUUGGUGACUUCUUUCUGCGCUUGACCCUGUAUGUUCAUGGAAUGCUUAUCUUAUGUGCGCAAAGUUAUGUUGGCUUUUAUUGUGUGCCUUGGGUUGUUGAAGAAUGCUAGCAUUUUAUGUGGCGCGAAUUGGUGGCCUAUUUAUCCUUUAUGUACCUGUUUUUUUGUUUUUGUUUUGUUUGUUAAAACGAUUGCGCGUAUCGGUUAUUUUGUGCGUGGGCAUUAUAUCAAAAAGCGGAGGAUAAGGAAAUUGUGGUUUUAAGAUGAAUCAACUCUGGCAGGUUUUUUAAAAUUUUUGUCGUGCAUCGGCCAAUCGUGGUGCUACAGAACGCCGAACACUCGUAGAAAGCAUUCUGCCGGCCAAAGGCCAAGAGCUGUUAGUUAACUUAGCACUUAAGCCUUUUUGCUUUGGACGGUAGCUUUGGUUUUCGUUGCAGGAAUAUGUCAGGAAUCGAGUUUUCGAGGAGUUGGCUCGUUAAUCCGCAUUUUUCGUUGAAUAUCCAUUGCUUUAUAUUAUGUUUGAUGACAGCUACGAUGCAUAUCUUCCAUCAAGCUAUAAUGUAAAGGCACACUCUAUACGUGACGCAGAACGCCGUGACGUAGAACUAAGCCGUUACAUGUGGCGCAGAACAAUGUCCGACUUGCCCUAUACCCAAGUUUAUGACGUGAACAUUGGCUUCCCUGUGAUGUUGUCUAUCACUAUCCAUUGUCAUGUUGCUUUUUGCGCAAAGUGACUAGUCAUGCGGUGAUGUUCCCGGAAUGUUCUAUCGCCUUAAUGAGAAAUAUAUGUUGCAUCAUGA
Molecule: messenger RNA, 3831 nt
Organism: Pollicipes pollicipes
Lineage: Eukaryota; Metazoa; Arthropoda; Thecostraca; Pollicipedomorpha; Pollicipedidae
Exons: 5
Coding region: 180-1193 (337 amino acids)
Source: RefSeq, a predicted model, not a curated record